AUGGCUGUCCCUGAUAGGCAUUGUCCAUCAGCAGAGGCGACAUUCUACCUGGUCAAUCAUGUCGCGCUCCCGCCGCAACUACCUCAAGCUGAUGACUUCCAUGCUGGACACGAGCGCUGCCUACUGAAGACAACACUUAUCGCACUGCAAGCUCUCAAACCUUUAGUCACGGCUGAACACAGCAUCACACUGAAGCACGCCAUUGAAACGAUCAAGAAUCUCCAGCAAAGUCAGGACAGGUUCGGAAACACUAGCGAGGCUGAGCUGGUGAAGCUAUUUGAUCAGCUUGCCCAUGGUAAGAAUGAAGGGUCUAUACCUCUUGAGAUCAAGGCGCAGAACGCAGGUAUCCUUAUCAGCUCUGAUGGGAACGACAUCACAUUCGAGUUCUUCGAACUCUCUCCAAACAACAAGAGUUCCAUGUCUAAGGGCAGACUUGUCCGUACCUUUCCGGGAUUUGCGGCAAGCAUUCCCACAGCCAAAUUGCAGGAGAGGAGCCUGCAAGAUGUGCUUGCCGGAACUCUGGCAAAAAUGAGUACUCAAGCCGCUCCAGGCUUCCAGCCUGUAGCUCGCAAGGCUGGUCAGGACCACGAUGAAGACCGCGACACAACACACCCCGGCAUGGUGACUGACUAUCUCUUGAACAUUGUCGCAGCCCUCGGUAAGACAAUUACAGUCACUCGCAUCACCAAACACACCCGCGAGGAAACACUGUGGGAUCACUGCAAGCAGCCUUGGCGACGCUCUCCAAUGUGGCUUCUGAUUCGAGUCACCCUUCAGCUGCUCUUCUCGAGGCAAGGUCCCACCCCAUUCACUGGUUUGUACAAAGUUUUCGUGGUGCAACUUUUGUCAUCGGCUCUUGAAUACUCCCAGAAACAUUGGCACUUGUCAGGCAGCGGCCCCCUGCAUGCACUCAAUGCCAAGAUGCUCCGUCGAUUACGCAAGCUGGAGGCUCUGUCGCAGCUUCAUUGUGUCAUUCCAUCCUGGAUUGAUCGCAUGCAAACAUGCAUGACUGACGCAUUCAAGUGCAUGGACAGGAAUUGGAAAGCAGAGGUUCAGGCCAGUGGCGCGAACCUUACGACAUCCAGUCUCAAGUCUCUAAGACCCGAAAACGCGCUUGAUAUGGCGCUACCCGAGCUUGAGCUGUUCCUGGCGGCUAUCAAGGCUAGAAAGACUGCUACUGUAGACUGCAAGUUUGAGCCAGGCCCCGCAUUCCCGAUGUUUGCCGCGGGCAGGGUACCUCAAAACUUCACCGCAACUGGUGAUCAUUGGUUCUUUCGUCUGGCUGCGGCGGAAAGCUGGGUUGAGAACCAUCUACAGCCCUGGAUUGAGUCGUACCGCAACGAUGAAAAAGCCUGCCGGCAACUUUACUACCUGAUGACAACAUACUACAAAAGCGCCAGUCAUGCUUAUAAAGGACUUCCUUGCAGCAUCUCACUCAUGUAUUUGACGAUUCUGGAAAUAUGGGUUGCCUGUGACAAAUCCGCAUGCAGCCUGUUUCCACUUCUUACCACGUACGAUCCCGAAGUGCGUUUGAUCGAAUUUCAAUGCUUGUCACUACCUCUCCGAAGCCAGAUGCAGCGGCUACAGACGGUAGAGGCCUAUGUUCAAGCACGAAAGCGGUCAGCCACCAACAAAACGUCGCUUUAUCGUGGAUUUGGCGUCGAUUCGUCCUUUGGCGUCCAGUACUUUAGUCAAUGCUCUCAGCUUCAGAGUAUUCUGCAAAAGAUCGAGCAGAAGGCCUCGGAGAAGCGUCAAGAGAAAUGCGAAGAGCUGGCUCGAUUAAAGGCUAGGUAUAAGACCCUCAUGGAUCAAUACAGCAAGGACGAGUGCGAUUAUGUCCAGAUCGUUAAGAACCGUCAUCAUGGCUACAUGAGGACCGUUCAUUCCCGAAACUGCAACCGGUGUGCUUUGAAGAGGACCGCUGAUGACCUGGGAAUCGGCAUCCACGAGUGGCCACUUUCUCCAAACGCGUCAGUUGCUCAGGCUACUAUCUUUGAAUCAAAGAUUCCGAAUCCAUACAGCGCGUGGAGAGACGCAUCAGUCUUUGUCAUAACCGAUGUUCUUGGUUGCAAAAGCAAUCACAUCGACAAGCCAAAACACUCGUACACCCUUAACGAUCAUCCUGACUUGAAUCACCUGCUCGACCCAGAAUCCCGGUCGAGGCGCAUUAUGCCAUUGUCAGAGGUAAAGCCUCAUUCGGUGACUCAUCGCAAGAUCAAGAAGGCAGUUCAGCACUUGCAAGAUGUCGAUGUAUGUCUCGAAAAUGGACUACGCUACAAGUAUUGUGACACUGUAACGGGUGCGUGGACUGCAGCGCAGACUCCAAGCGGAGAAUUACAACUAGCUUGCACGCAUCGGUUACCCCAUCGAUCUAAGGCUCUCGAACGUUUUCUGCAGAAGCCACCUUCGGCUCCAGAUGGCGUGCAGCCGAACGAGGUGAUAGCUAGCCUUUCAGAUUGUCCGCCACACUUGUCGUUAGAAGAAUACAAGGCUUUUGGUACUCUCUCGCAAGGUCGCAAUAUCUUCUACUCCAACAUACUCACGCAACUCGCUGCCCCGACAUUGGACUUUUCGAAAGUCGAGACGCAGUGUAUGGUGUUACAGACUGUCACCCAAGCCGGCCUUCCCAAUGAGACUGUAGAGCGCAUAAAUCACCACAUCCUCAAUGAUACGAUUUUUGGACUCGCCAUGCUCGAACGUCUCAAUAUUGCUACUCAGCGGGUGGAAGAGAACUGGGAGUCUUGGAGAGCGGUGGCCACUUUCAUCCAACUUGCUUGUCGUAUCACCAAUCUGACGACGUCCUCAGAAGUUCGCCAGCGUUCUUUGCAAUUUUUGCACAGAGCCCGAUGCAUCUCAAUUAUAUGGCUUCGUCGACUGAAGGCCAGAGCUGCUUCAUCUACGAACGAUGAGCAAAGGACUGAGCUAUUCUCCAGGGCGACAGAGAUCGCAUUGCUUGGCACAACCACAUUUGACGUCGAGAACGAGUUUGUCGACGUUGUUUUACAACAGCAAGACGCAUUAUCUUCGCUUCUACAAUUCUCCAUUGCUGUGAAAGAGAAUCAAGAUCUUGUUCCGGGCGUAGAGUGUCUGCAGGAAUCUGCAAUGCAGGCGUGGCGUGCGUUGAUGUAUCGCAUCUUCCCGAAACUACGCGACGCUAUCUCCCGCGAUUGCACAGGCGUGAAUGAAGCAGUAUCGCGGUGCUGGGCGGCCUUCCAACCUGCGACACUCGCCUCUUGGAGCAUUUACGAUGAGGUACACCAGCACUGGCUUUGCACGGUCUCCGGGACAUUACCAGUUCAUAUCAAUCUAUUGACGGGCGAACUUCUGGUCAACGGCUUGCCGCUCACACGCCUUCCAUCAGAAUAUCUGGCACACCCAAUGUAUAAACCGCUGUUCUCAGCAUCUGCCCUUGAGGUGGUUCCGACUGAUGAGCCUGGUAUGCGAUUCUCUGCUAAAUCAACAUACCACGACAAUAAGAUCCACUUUGGCAUGGUUGCUACAGAUAUGCUGGUCUUAGCUAUGAGCGCGGAGAAGAAAUUCGAUUUGAUACCACCACGUCUAUUCACAAAUCGGAUGCCUGUGGCUUUCGUGACAUCUUAUGUUCACUGGUACGACCAUGAGACUGGUCACAUCGUUUUUCGGCCGCGACACAGUCCUUGGCAACUGUCCAAUGUCCAGCAGUGGUGUCUUCAACGUCACGGCAGUUCAUGGCGCCUCGGAAAGAGUGCUCAAACCCUGAUCAAUAUGAAGAGCAAGGACGCCCGGAUGAUAUCAAUGCUGUUCAAGUCAUUGGAAGAUGAGCAGUUCAUCCACAUCUCGCACGAUACGGUGUCGCACUCGGUCAAAAUCGAGGUACCACGGCUCAAACUCGACUUUCAUAUCAACGAGGGCGAGAAUCAGAUUCAUUCGCGCCAGUAUCGAGGUCUGAUACUUGAUCAAGACCAAAGGAUUGGGACGUUGGUUGGCUUGACCAGCAAGCUGGUUCUACGUCGUGCCACUGCAGUAAAUGAUCGCCUUGUCCUCAUUCCGGAGGGUACUUUGAGCUAUCGAAAAAAUCUCACUCACCACGUAUCUGUGAGCAUCUCCAGACAAGAAGACACUCCUAUUCAUGCGUAUCAGAUAGACGCAACGCUAGGACGCGUAAUGGACAGUGGAGCAGUACAGAGCAAGCUGCUGCUAUGUCUGCUGCAUGCGUUAACAUCACACUGUCUAUGCGAUCCGCUCACACGCUAUACUGGAACCGAGUCGGCACUGAUCAUCCUGAGGUCGUCGGCUAUUCGGUCCUUCAGUGCACUUCUUCUCGAGAAUGUCGAGCUCCUAAAUAAGAUUGCAGCGUUGUCGCCAUCACGUACGUUCUAUCCGCCACACAAGCGAUUGAUGCAGCAAAUCGAAUGGGAUCCAGUCCUUCCAUCCGGAUCGCAGCAUAGUGACUUUCGUGUACUAGUCAACGAGAUUCUGGAUCAUGAAAAGAGGAUGUCGUUAUUCCACUCACAUGAUAUCUUUCAGAGUUUGAACCGCGGCGACACCGCCUGGAUGACUUCGACCAACCCUGAUCUGGAAGAGCGGGCCAACAUUCGUGCCUCCACCUUCCGUGUCGCUGGUUUUGGAGCUGAAAAAUUCACUUCUAGCUUUGAUACGAACUACGAAGCACGAGAUCGACAAGGAAAAUCUGAACGCGGCCGGAGGGCUUUUCUGGCUGCCUCUAUGCUUAUUCGAGAUCAGGUUUUGCUCGAUCAACCCAUCUCGCAGUUCAAAGUUUACCAUGAUCAUCUCCGAAAUUCAGAUGUCACAGGGCUCAUGACCGAUGAUUCGUCGGUUCUUCAAUAUGAUUCGAAGUGGCUAGGGUCACCUUCGCCUUUGAUACUAGGUCUUUGGUGCACGCUUCAUCAUCGUCUGGUUACAAAGUCCACAAUCGGCAACAAGUUCAAUGUUCUGGUCUGGUUAGCGACUAUGGCAUACGCUCCCAAAGCAGAUAUGGAUGUGAUACGAGCUUUUGUAGCAUUCUAUCGAUCGCCGCAGUUCGCCUGGCAUCAGAUUCCAGCAAAGCCGAAGUACCAUUUGUCCCAGGGCAGCAGUUUCCAGCUUUCUGAUGUGCAAGAUGCAGCCCGGCACAAUGUAAAGUCUUACGAGGACUCAUCUGAAGCUCAACUACCCAAGAAAGAAUCCGAAACAGACGACCAACACUUGAACCGAAUUGAAAGCCUCCACCGGGAUAGAAAGGAUACAGCUGUGCAGACGUUUGUCGCCAAUUUACAAGGCCAAUGGCCAUGUGAACAUCCUAAAACACCAUCUUCUGCACGAAUGAACGAGUACCUGGAUACUGACUGUGCUAUGCGCAACGUAAGAAAGUCAUUCGAAUCGUGGUACAACAACCAGACUUUCGAGCAGUACAUGAAGAAGAUUUCAGGCAUUCUUGAACGCUCACCCGCUGCGCCAAUCACAGAACCGCAAUUUGGUGCAUCGGCGCCUAAUGAAAAAGUGAAGCUCGCACCCGAUGGUUAUUACUGCAGCUUGUCAGCGAUCUUUGCUUCGACACCACCGAACGUUUCAAAGGAUGCAUCGAACGAGCAAGGUACCUCUCUGCUCAGCGUCCCACCCAGACCUGAACUACCUCAUGUUCCUAAUUCUUCUUCUUCAGCCGACACUGAAACAGAGGUUCGACUGCAGCAAUUUUGCGAGACUUUAGAGGUGUGUGCCAAAACCGUCUGUGAACAGCGCUAUGUUGAUGCUCUACGCGUCAGCUGUGCUUCACUCCGUAAGCACAAGGACGAUAUGGAAGUGCAGAGUAUCCCGGUAGACUCAGAAGCUCAAGAUACGAUCCGACGCUAUUUGUCGGAAUGCGAAGAGUUUUUCAACGCUUUCGAUCGCCAGCUGGGGCGAGUUCUUGUCACCGGGUCCACUCGCAGCAACGCAAUUGCAUCUUCCAUUCAGCACCUACCUCGCAUGACACCGUCAUUAUGGUUGACUCAACUCAAUCGCAACCACUAUGAUUUGCUUCCAACACCGUGGCCUGCCGUGAUAGUGGAGUUUGGCUUGUCGAUCACCAGCUUACAUCGAGCGCAGAGACUGGUAGCACUCUUGGACAAGCCCCUUGAGCUCAACGAAGAGCUGCAGCACAUCGGUCAUACAAACUGGAGCCCGAGCGAACAACCGGAAUUUCUGCUACUCGAAGCUGAAAGUGGUAUUCUGAUUCGUCCAGUGCAAGCCACGAUCGCGGCCCAAAUGAUGCACCCGCCAGGUGCUCAAAACACGGUGAUGCAGUUGAACAUGGGAGAGGGCAAGUCGUCCACAAUUGUUCCUACAGUUGCCGCAGCUUUGGCAGAUAGGAAGAGGCUGGUCAGAGUCAUAACGGCGAAACCACAGAGCAAACAGAUGCUAGAGAUGCUUGUCGCAAAAUUAGGAGGUCUACUAAAUCGUCGCAUUUACCAUCUGCCCUUUUCGAGAGACCUCCGAUUGAGAGAGGCUGACGCGCGAGCAAUCCUCGAGAUGUGUCAAGAAUGUAUGGCUUGCCGAGGAGUUCUCCUAGUUCAGCCAGAACAUAUUCUAUCGUUUAAGUUGAUGGGUAUCGAGUGUCUGCUCAGUGAGAAGCCAGGGGUGGCGCAACUGCUUCUCGACACUGAACGCUGGUUUGAGACUAAAUCCCGCGAUAUCGUCGACGAGAGCGAUGAGAAUUUCAGUGUAAGGUUCGAACUGAUCUACACCAUAGGUUCGCAACGCUCUAUUGGGUUUGCUCCUGACCGCUGGCUCCUUAUCCAAGAGAUUAUGGGAUUGAUUCCGAGGAUUGCUGUCCAUGUCAUGACCGUGUUGCCGCGCUCAGUCGAGGUUCAGCAUGAUACCGAUGGCAAAUUCCCUCGAGUGCGGAUACUGAACGAUGAAGGUGCCGACGCCAUCCUUGCUCUACUCACAGAGCACAUCAUCAAGAACGGUCUGACUGGACUUCCGAUUUGCAACCAACCGAGGGACACUCAAGAGGCUAUCCUACAGUAUAUCUCGAUCACCGAUUUAUCUACCAAGCAGAUUCAGGCUGUCGAGCUAAGCAGGUUCUGGACUGCCGCCACCAAAGAGCCACUACUACUUGUACGAGGCUUAAUUGCUGGAGGUGUGCUACGCUUUUCGUUAUCCCAAAAACGCUGGCGUGUCAACUACGGCCUGGAUCAUGCUCGUAUCCCAAGUACAUUACUCGCAGUUCCAUACAGAGCCAAGGACUCACCAUCACCUCGCUCGGAAUUCUCACACCCAGACGUUGUCAUUCUACUCACUCUCCUGAGUUACUAUUAUGGAGGCCUUCAAGAUGAGGAACUUUUCGAUGCGUUUCACCACCUACUGAAAUCUGAUCAGUCAACCAUCUACUAUGAAGAGUGGGUACGCACUGCAAGUAGUAAACUACCCACUGCGUUUCGACAGCUCUCAGGUAUCAGCAUCAAGGACCGUGUCAUGUGCAUAGAGCAAAUAUUCCCGCAUAUGAGAUGGUCCCGGGCUGUGGUGAACUAUUACCUUACCUUUCUUGUUUUUCCAAAGGCCAUGAAGGAGUUCCCUUCGAAAUUGUCUGCUUCAGGAUGGGACCUUGGGGCUGUCAAGACACACCCGACCACCGGCUUCAGUGGCACGAACGAUACUUUGCACGUACUACCCCUUGCAGUCAAGCACCUGGAUCUGCCAAGUCAGAGUCACACGAACGCAUUAGUUCUUGGGUAUCUACUAAAGCAGGAAACGUCAGUCGAGAAGCUACCACUGCGGUCUGAGGGGAGCGACGCUGAGCAUCUGCUCACUGUGAUCAAUAGCCUGAAACCUGAGAUUCGCGUCGUACUCGAUGUUGGCGCACAAAUCCUCGAGAUGGAUAAUACUCAAGUCGCUGAGUGUUGGCUAUCGAUGCGCAAGAACGAUCGAACCGAGGCGGUGGUAUUCUUCAAAAACGAAGAGCUCUCUGUUAUCGAUAUCAACGGGCGUAUUGAGCCUUUUCAGACAUCACCUUUUGCAAAGCAGCUUGACCGAUGCCUUAUCUAUCUCGACGAAGCACAUACCCGCGGGACAGAUCUUAAGCUCCCACGCGAUUACAGGGCUGCUGUAACCCUAGGAGCAGGUCUGACGAAAGAUAGGUUGGUGCAAGCAUGUAUGCGAUUGCGCAAACUUGGCAAAGGGCAGUCUGUCGUAUUCAUAGCCUCCCAGGAAGUCUGUACAAAGAUCUGUGAGCGAACAGAUCAGAAGCCUGAUGAACCAAUCACGGUAGUUAAUGUGCUAUGCUGGAGUAUUGGCGAAACCUGGCUCGAUCUGUCAAGGAGUAUGCCCCUCUGGGCUGUUCAGGGCGUUCGCUACGAGACACACAAGCAUCUUCUCAAUGGCGCAAACACAAAGCUUUCACAAGGCCGAAAGUUCCUCGAAGACGAGGCCCAGAGCAUUAAGGAUCGAUAUGCGCCCAGUCAAAUUAACACUGGCCAUUCCAUGCUACAGAAUCUGGAUGUCCCCAACAUCAAACUAAUACACGCACGUUGUCUUGAGUUUCAGGCAGUGGGGUUCAACUCGGCUACCUUACAAGAAGAGCAGGAACGCGAGCUGAGUCCUGAGAUCGAAGAGGAGCGUCAGAUCGAGCGCCCACAGAGGAUGACCGCUGCGGCCCACAAGGUCCAUGAGCAUGUCGAACACUUAGUACACACCGGAACACUGAUUCACGGGUCCCCAGCAUUCGAGCCUGCUUUUCAGGCACUUAAAUCGACCAGCGCAGCACUACACAGCGACUUAUCCCAGUUUCCGCGGCACCUUCUGGUCACUGCCGAUUUUAUUCGGACAGUCAAGAUUCCUCCCGGCUCCAACAUAGCAGAUUUUGUGUCAGACUCUUACCAAAGGCCUGUUCAAUGGGUGCUCUCGACUGUUGAUCCAGUUCGUCCCAACGAGAUCGAACACCUCGUUAUACUCAGCCCGUUUGAGGCUAACGAGUUACAAUCCACAAUCAUCAAGUACAAGAAAGUGACCUUGCAUCUUUAUGCACCAUGCUUUAAUGCCAGCUUUUCUCGACUCGACGACCUGCAGCUAUUCAACGUCGGUCGCAAUUUCGAGAACGGACGCGUACCGCAGUCGCUUACGGUUCAGCUGAACCUGUUCUCGGGCAGCCUCUAUCUUCGCGACUUCGCUGAGUAUGAAGCAGUCUGCGACUUUCUAGGUCUCCUGCGAGAUUCAGCUAGCCCUGGCCAGCAAGUCUAUGCCGACGGUUUCAUCGAUCCUCCGAGCGGAAAAUGGGGCCUGAAGACCUCCCCGGUGCAGUUCUUGCGAGCUCUGCUCAUGAAGAUCAGGAAAGAGGGCGAGGGUGUCGAGAAGACCCAUAUGGGCAGGUUGCUGGGUGGCGUUCGCCUGGAGAAAUGCGACUUCGGGCCCGAGGUUUCAGAACCUCCAGCUGGACCUGGUGCACCAGUGUCGAUGGUCGUCAGGUGAAAAGGAUGUGCAUUGCAGCUACGUUGGAACACCCGUUGACAUCUCUCAUCUAUGAGUUAAAAGUAAGACGGGUACGGAAAGAAAACAGGUUGGUGCGAAGUGUAGUUUAGCUGAGGCGUUUGAAAAUUUGAGAGCAAACGAAGGGAGGGUUGAACUCGACCCAGUCAAUGUCAG
This is a messenger RNA of Boeremia exigua, 9597 nucleotides long. RefSeq lists its product as uncharacterized. The transcript has 5 exons. The record is from RefSeq and is a predicted model, not a curated record. The coding region runs from base 1 to 9423 and encodes 3140 amino acids. NCBI's taxonomy places the organism in Eukaryota, Fungi, Ascomycota, Dothideomycetes, Pleosporales, Didymellaceae.